Messenger RNA from Aspergillus nomiae NRRL 13137, 7662 nucleotides. Its product is annotated as putative polyketide synthase. The coding region runs from base 1 to 7662 and encodes 2553 amino acids. The record is from RefSeq and is a predicted model, not a curated record. The transcript is spliced from 14 exons. NCBI's taxonomy places the organism in Eukaryota, Fungi, Ascomycota, Eurotiomycetes, Eurotiales, Aspergillaceae. Gene Ontology annotation, molecular function: phosphopantetheine binding; fatty acid synthase activity; 3-oxoacyl-[acyl-carrier-protein] synthase activity. Gene Ontology annotation, biological process: secondary metabolite biosynthetic process; fatty acid biosynthetic process.
AUGAAUCCUUCUCUGGAACCGCUAGCUAUAACUGGGAUAUCUCUAAAAUUCCCAGGAGAUGCCGUAUCUGCUGAAUCAUUCUGGAAAUUGAUCAUAGAAGGCCGCUUGACAAUGAGAGACUAUCCACCCGAUCGAUCAAACAUUGAUGCAUUUUACCAUGCAGAUCACGGUCGUCUUGAUCAGAUUUCAGCGCGUGGCGCUAACUUCUUGAACCAAGAUAUCAGCCGAUUUGACGCUUCUUUUUUCUCAAUCAAUGCGGCUGAGGCAGAGGCAAUGGAUCCCCAGCAGCGUCUAAUUUUGGAGACUGUCUAUCACGCUUUCGAGAAUGCAGGGAUGACGCUUGACCAGGUUUCAGGCUCUAAGACCUGCGUGUACGCUGGGUCAUUUGGCCACGACUAUUCAACAAUGCAAGUCAAGGAUCCCAUAGCCCUACCUAAGUUUUCCGCCACGGGGACUGGGAUGACUAUACUAUCUAAUAGAGUGAGCUGGUUCUUUAAUCUGACUGGGCCGAGUGCUACUGUAGACACAGCAUGCUCUAGCAGUCUGAUGGCCGUUGAUCUUGCGUGCCAAUCGAUUUGGAGCGGGGACUCCUCCAUGGGUGUGGCUAUUGGCAGCAAUGUGAUAAUCGGACUUGACACUAGCCUACCGUUGGAUAACCUCGGUCUAUUGUCUAGUGACAGCCGGUCAUACAGCUUUGAUCAGCGAGGCAAUGGCUAUGCCCGUGGCGAGGGGGUUGGUGUCCUGGUGCUUCGCCCUCUCAAAGAUGCCAUCGAUCAUAAUGACACUAUCAGAGCAGUGAUCCGCUCAUCAGGAUCGAAUCAAGAUGGACGAACUCAAGGAAUAACACAGCCUAGCAUGGACUUACAGCAGAAGCUCAUUCUAGACACGUAUAAGAAAGCCAAUCUUGAUUUGUCUCUAACAAGCUAUGUCGAGGCUCAUGGAACAGGAACUGCCGUGGGAGAUCCCAUUGAAGCACAGGCAAUUGGAUCUGUUUUCCGACAUCAUCGAAUAGUUGAUGAUCCAGUAUAUAUAGGAUCUGUCAAAUCCACAAUCGGUCACCUAGAGGGUGCAAGUGGAAUUGCGGGCGUCAUUAAAACCGUGAUGGCUCUCGAAAACGGAAUAAUCCCUCCGAAUACCGAUUUUCAGCAACUUAACCCUAGGAUCGACGAUGUCUAUCUCCGUAUCAAGGUGGCAGACAAACAGAUUCCCUGGCCUACAGACGGCUUGCGGCGAGCCUCUGUAAGUUCGUUUGGGUUUGGAGGAUCAAACAGUCACAUAGUGCUGGAUGAUGCCUAUCACUCUUUGCAGGCUAGUCAUGCGAAAGCAAACCAUAAUACAACCGUGUACGAGUCGAAUGGUUUAUCAAAAGAAGGAAUAUCUUCACCUAUGCUGCUUGUUCUAUCUUCCACUGAUGAGGAUGGCUUUUCGCGCCUCAAGGAUGCCUGGGGACCGUUUUUCUCUUCUCUUAACACACCUACCACGGAGAAGCAACACUUGCUUAAUAACCUCGCGUACACUUUGUGUCUUCGUCGAAGUCAUCUUUCAUGGAGAACAUUUGCCGUUGUUUAUCCUGAUGAUGACUGGUCACAUCUGAUUGACAAUCUUGCCGCACCUCAGCACAUUAUAAAUUCCCCUAAUUUAGCAUUCAUAUUUUCUGGGCAAGGGGCACAGUGGUAUGCUAUGGGUCGGGAGCUUCUUGACGCUUACCCUGUAUUUUGCGAGAGUAUCCGGGCAGCUGGGGCUUAUAUACAGACCUUCGGUUGUCAGUGGGACCUAAUAGACGAGCUACGGAAGGGAGAGGCCGAGUCUAAUGUCAACAAAACAGAGUACAGCCAAAUGCUCUGUACGGCUCUACAGAUCGCCCUUGUUGAUCUCUUACAUCAUGUAGGGAUAGUUCCUGAGGCUGUAGUGGGACACUCGUCAGGUGAAAUUGCCGCGGCAUACUGUGCCCAUGCCAUAACCCGAGAGUCUGCAUGGAAGAUUGCCUUUUACCGCGGAUUAUGGACCAGCAAACUGGAAAGGUUCAGCAGUAUCAAUGGCGCAAUGCUUGCUGUUACUCUGUCGCCACAGGCCGUGGCACCAUUUUUCAAAAGAGCGACAACCCACUACUCUGCUUUAAGGCUAACUGUUGCAUGUAUAAAUAGCCCCCACAGUGUAACGGUAUCUGGGGAACAGCAGCAAAUUGACACGCUGAAAGAGUACCUUGACAAGGAGCAGAUAUUUUGCAGAAGGUUGAAGGUUAGAGUGGCUUACCAUUCCUUCCAAAUGAAUGAGAUUGAGACACAGUACCACCAGGCCAUGGGUCUGGUAGAAGGAACAGACCAUAGAGGCAAACGUCCAAACAUUCUCUCUUCUGUGACUGGGACCUGGAUCUCACAUAGUGAGAUGCGGAGUGCCUCAUAUUGGGUGCAGAAUUUGGUGUCAACUGUCAACUUUUGUGAUGCUUUGACUACACUCUGCUCAAAUACCACCGAUAUGGCUGUUAAAAAGCUGGACGGUAGUCACCGAAAGGCAUUAAGAAUACACCAUCUACUUGAUGUUGGACCGCACUCAGUUUUACAGGGGCCCGUUAAGGAUACUCAAAAGGGAAUCAGGGGUUCCGCAGCCGCAUACUACCCACUACUAGUGAGGGGACAACCCGCCGUGGCAACCUUUCUACAAGCUGUCGGUCACUUAUAUGCUGCUGGAUACCCGACUAUCAUGUCUCGCGUGAACCCAUGCUCCUCAAAGCAGGAAAAGCCAAUGUGCUUACCCUCUCUACCCGAGUAUCCCUUCAAUCAUAGUAGGUCCUAUUGGCAUGAAAGUCAAAUCAGCAGAAACCAGCGACUUCCAAAAGUUAACAAAAACGACCUUCUUGGCAUGCCUGAAUCGAAUUGGAAUCCCUUGGAGCCACGCUGGCGGCAUAUAAUUCGGGCUUCUGAUCUGCCAUGGAUCGAGGAUCACCAGGUUUCAGGCACAGUCAUAUAUCCUGCAGCCGGCAUGCUCGUCAUGGCGAUAGAGGCCGUCAAGCAGCUUGCAAGUCCAGACAGGGUGAUCUCCGGGUUCAAGUUUGAAGAUACAGCAGUUCUUGCCACCAUCCGGAUUCCUCCGGGGGAUGGUGGAGUUGAGACGGCCUUUUACAUGCGACCACAGGAAGCCGUGGAGACCAAAUCUUCCCAAUUAUUUUCCUUCACAUUGUGCACAUAUGUGAAUGAAACUUGGCUGGAGAAUUGCCGCGGGCGCAUCCAUAUUGUGUACAAGCCCGUUGAACCGGAUCCAGUGAAUGGGAACAAGGUGGAGCGGGAGGAUCUUGCUGAUUCGCUAAGUUGUUUUUCAAAGGCACGAGAGAGGUGCACUUCACUCGUUUACCGUGACGUGAUAUACGAUCAUCUGGCGAAAUGUGGCUAUGAAUUCGGCAAGGCUUUCAGGCAGAUACACACCCUGGCCACGGGUGGAAAAAGCGAACAGGAAGUCGUUGGAGAUAUGAACAACUUCCAAGUAUCUACGCAAGAUAUAAUUCACACUACUACUCUCGAUGGGAUUCUCCAGACGAUGCCAUGGUCUAUGACGAAAGGAGGCACAAUAACAGUUCCUGGCGUUGUGCCAACAUACAUCGGGUGUAUGUGGGUGGCUGGAGAGAGUUCCGCAUGCAACAUCCUCAAGACCCAUACAGUGACGGAGACUUCGGCAAAUGGCACAUUGUUGACAUCAAUAAAAGUAUUUGACCAGGAUCUCCGCGAGAUCAUAGUGUCUAUCGAAGGACUAAAAUCCACCGCCACAACUUCAGAAAGCUAUGCAGAGAACACGAAUGCUGUAGAUGAGCAGCUGUGUCAUUAUUUUGAGUGGAAGCCUGAUAUAAACCUUCUGAGUAACAAGGAAAUCCACGCCUUGUGCCAUACGGCAUAUCCGAAUUUGUCCAUACCCAAGGACUUCCUCGUUGAACUUGACUUCCUAGUGAUGCUUCGGAUCAUGGAAACGUUGCGGGUCAUAUCAGAACGCGAUAUCAAACCCCAGAAAACGCACCUCAGGAAGUAUAUUGACUGGAUGACGCACCACAAGGGACGACUCCUGGAGGGAGAGCUUAUAUUCUCUACGGAGCCAUGGAAGAGUCGAUUUAGCGAUUCAAAGUACAUCCAAGGAGUUGAGUCACGGGUGAUGAGUAGGAGUAAGCAGGGCAAGCUGCUUGUAAAGGUGACACGACACUUGGUGGAGUUCUUGAACAAUGAGCUGGACCCAUUGGCAUUAUUUUACCAGGAUGACAUGGCCAAAGACUAUUAUGCUGAACUGUUGGAAUAUUCGCACUGCUUCAGGUACUUGGAGAAGUAUGUUGAUCUGCUAGCCCAUUCCAAUCCGCAGAUGAAUAUCUUAGAGGUUGGCGCUGGGACCGGAUGUGCGACCGCGGCCUUAUUACGUAUUCUCAGAAACGACAAUGAGCAGAAGUCAAUGAACCCUAGAUACGCACAUUGGGAGUAUACGGAUAUAUCACGCUUGUUCUUGGGUGACGCUGCGAAACAUUUCGCCUCUGAAGGAAGUCGAAUGGCGUUCAAAUUGCUAAACAUUGAGGAGGAUCCAGCAGAUCAAGGCUUUGAAUAUGCAACAUAUGACCUUCUUCUCGCUUGUAUGGUAUUCCAUGCUACUUCAGAUCUGGCCAGGACAUUGACUCAUGCCCGAAAACUGUUGAAACCCGGUGGGAAAUUGAUACUAGUCGAGCUGACGAAUCCCUGCGCCAUUCGCUCUGCUGGAGCUUUUGGCCUUCUCGAUGGAUGGUGGCUUAGUUCGGAGCCAUACCGGUCUCUUGGUCCAUUUGCGGACGAAGCCCAGUGGAACAGCCUAUUAUUAUCAACUGGUUUUGCCGGUUGUGAGAUCUUUUUCCCAGACUAUGAUGAUCAGACAUGUCAUGAGACUGCAGUCAUUAUCUCUACAGCCACACAAAGCACAUCUCAAUCAGCCUCUGAUCAACCCAUUGACAUUGUGUAUGAACCCAAUGAUCGUACGCAGCUAGGCCUAGGACGAGUCCUUGCCCGUCAUUACGCAACUCAAAGCCAGUCCGUCAGGUUAAUUCCAAUCCAGGAUGCAAUCCCCUCAUCUAAAGUGACACUACAGGUCUUCCUCUUGGAGUACCAAAAGCCGUUGCUGUAUGAUAUUAGGGAGGGAUUGUACAAUAGGCUUCAAGCUCUUCUACUUUCGACUGACCCUAUACUAUGGGUAACUAGCGGAGGUGGGAAACUGUGCUCACAGCCGAAGUCCCACCUGAUUGAUGGGCUAUUUAGAGUACUGCCAGAGGAAGACAGAAACAGGUCUCGCUACGUCCUUGCACUUGAUCCUAUGGAAAACCCGGAGGUCCCUCAGUAUGAGACCAUCGCUAAGCUUACCGAACGGAUUUUGAGAGCCACCGAGGUUAUUGAUACGGAGUAUAUUGAGUCUAACGGGGUUUUGCAUAUUCCCCGAUUAACUGUUGAUCCUGUUCUGAACAAAGCUGUCUCCGAGAGGGAACGAGUAGUUGCAGAAACGAAGCAGAAAUUUGGCUCCGGUCCACCCCUCAAGCUGGACGUAUCCUCACCCUGCAUGUCAAAUGGGUUCAAAUUUAUUGAGGACUGUUCUGCACAACGGCCCCUCGGACCAAAUGAUAUCGAGAUCCAAAACAGAUCGGUUGGAAUCAACUUCCGUGAUUUACUAGUGUCUCUCGGCCAACUAGAGUCCAACUAUAUGGGCCUAGAAUGUGCUGGUGUUGUCGUCCGUGUCGGGAACUCAUGUAGAAGGUUUAAGGUUGGGGAUCGCGUUGUUGCGCUGCAUUCCUCUGCUUUUUCUACCCUCGCACGCAUCCCCGAGACAGGCCCGGUCGCAGUUAUUCCCACAGGCAUGUCAUACGCAGAUGCAGCGUCCAUUCCAGUCAGCUUUGUUACAUCCUACAUUACGCUGAGACAGGCCGCCUCCAUGCAGAGCGGAGAGUCGAUACUAAUCCACUCAGGGGCUGGCGGUACUGGGCAGGCGGCUAUCCAGAUUGCACAAUACCUCGGUGCAGAGAUAUAUACGACUGUCGGGUCAGAAGCUAAAAAGCAACUCCUUAUCGAUACGUAUGGCAUUCCUGAAAACCACAUAUUCUCCAGUCGGUCAACAGGCUUUGCGAAAGCGGUAAUGCGAAGAACCGCUGGAAAAGGCGUUGAUGUGGUAUUUAAUUCUCUAUCCGGUGAUGCAAUGCUGGCUUCCUGGGAGUGCAUCGCAGCAUACGGGCGCUUUAUUGAAACUGGAAAGCGCGAUAUCCUGUCGAAUAACGGCCUGCCCCUGGGCAUGUUCGCUCGGAAUACCACGUUCAGGGGGUUCGAUUUAACGGGGAUGAUGAUGGACCGCCCCGACAUCUGUUUAUCGGCUCUGGAAGACAUACUGUCGCUGAUGUCAAAGGGUAUUUUGCGACCUGUGCAACCACUUACAAGCUAUGGGAUUGGUGAAAUUGAGGCUGCCGUCAGAUUCAUGCAGACAGGGAAACAUCAAGGAAAGCUGGUACUCGAAAUUCAAAUGGAUGACAUGGUCAUGACUGUUUUGGAUAGAAAGCCUAACUUCACCUGUGACGGUAGCGCAACAUAUGUCAUUGCGGGUGGUCUCGGUGGUAUUGGCCAAAGCAUCGCAGCCUGGCUUGUAGAUCGCGGCGUCCGAAACCUCCUCCUACUCUCACGGUCGGGGGCCAAAGCAACCGAAUCGAUAAAAUUUAUCAACUAUUUACACUCAAAGGGUACUAGGGUUAUUGCUCCAGCUUGUGAUAUAUCGAAUGAAAGUGCCUUGAGUAGAGUGCUUGAGGAAUGGCAGCCUCAACUACCUCCUAUCAAGGGCUGUAUCCAGGCUGCCAUGGUAUUACAGGACUGCACUUUUGAGGAUAUGUCAUACAAAGACUGGGAGACAGCAGUCAAGCCGAAGGUUCAGGGCUCAUGGAAUCUUCACUGUCUCUUGCCCAAAGGAAUGGAGUUCUUCAUUCUACUCUCGUCUCAAACAGGCAUCGUUGGCGCUCAUGGUCAGGCUAACUAUGCCGCGGGCAAUACAUUUCAGGAUGCCCUCGCGCGGUACCGGGUGAACCAGGGCGAAAGGGCUACAUCACUAGACCUAGGCCACAUCACUUAUACUGGGGCAGUGGCAAGCAAUCAGAAGCUUUUGCAACGAUGGCAAUCAAACUCAGUACGUGCACCCGUGACAGAGGCUGAGCUUAAAGGCUUGAUCGACUGCUACAGUAGCCCUUUGCACGGCUAUGAGCUAGACUGUCAACCAAUAAUCGGCGUGUAUCCCAGGCUCCGAGAAAGAGGCUCCGGGACACCGACAUGGCUAGAGAAACCACUCUUCAAGUGCAUGACACUAGAUAAUGCACAGUCACGAGACCUGGACAGUCGAGGACAGAAUUUCCAGGUUGCAGCAGCCAUUAGAAAUGCCCAGUCUUUGCCAGCCGGUAGUCAGGCCGUUACAAGGGCUCUAACCGCUAAACUAUCCCACGCGUUGGCAUUGGACGAAAAGGAGAUUGAUCCAGAUAAACACCUAAGCAAAUAUGGUGUAGACUCGCUCGUCGCUGUAGAGCUUCGUACGUGGUUUGCUGGGGAGCUGAAAGCCAAUAUUGCUAUUUUUGAUAUUAUUGGCAGUACGGUUGCGACAGUUGCACAGUUAGCAGCUAGCCGAAGUAAACUUCAGAAGGGGUACUCUGCGUAA